Macroventuria anomochaeta is the source of this 630-nucleotide messenger RNA. RefSeq lists its product as uncharacterized. The transcript has 2 exons. NCBI's taxonomy places the organism in Eukaryota, Fungi, Ascomycota, Dothideomycetes, Pleosporales, Didymellaceae. The coding region runs from base 61 to 540 and encodes 159 amino acids. The record is from RefSeq and is a predicted model, not a curated record.
CGACACCUCACCUCAAACACCAUAUUUAAUUGAAGCUGAACAUAUCGAUUUCUAGAAUCAAUGACAAGCACUGUUGGAGUAGCGGCUCAACUGCCUCUAGCUUCUGGCACAGCACCCAACUGUUACCACUACUACAAUCACUUCAGCCCUGCAAUCAUCGAUCAGUCACAAGCCAAGGAGGCGAUACCCGGGCUGUUGCAAAACGACUGCGUAUCUAUCGCCGAUAAAUCCAGCGUGGACAUUGGAGAGCUUCUAAGGUGGAAUCCAAGCUUGAGCAUCAGUGACUGUAUAUUUGAGCCAGGCUUCAGCUACUGUGUGGUUAAGACCGAAUAUCCAAACGAAUGGGACCUGUCAUCAUCUGAGGUAGUGUCCAAUGAUCCAUCGAUUUGCACUUUCGACCCAGAGAGAGGUGAAUAUGUUUGUCCGGACCCACCGACCUGUACGUUCGAUCCACACAAGGGGGAGUACGUCUGCCCAGAAACUACACUUACCGAUGAGAAUGAGGAGGAAAAAUCUGAAGAGGGCUCAGAGUUGAGAUGAGAAACAAAGAGGUGUCAGAGAGGCGGUAGAAAUUGUCUUGCGCUACCAAUGCUAUUUAAGAACUUCCUACUGCACAUCUACAUAGAUUAG